Molecule: messenger RNA, 819 nt
Organism: Paramecium sonneborni
Lineage: Eukaryota; Ciliophora; Oligohymenophorea; Peniculida; Parameciidae
Source: the annotation of a GenBank genome assembly
AUAAAUUUUAAUGUCAAUUUUUCAUGUGACAGAUAUAUCUGAUAAACCUUCUUCAUAUACUAGCUAAUUGGCAAAUAAAGAAGUUAAUUUAAUUUCUAAACUAGAUUAAUUAUUAAGCAUUAAGGAGUGAAGUUCGUACAUCUAUAAUAGAUAAAUACAAUCAUUUCGAAAAAUUAGGAUAAAAGCCAUUAAGUCCAAAAGGAGUAUAAUAGAGUAAGGAAAGCCCUAGAAAACACUAAAAUACGUUACGAACUUUAGAUAUUUUAUUUGGGAAACCCACUUAAAAUUAAGAAUAAGUAUCACAAUCAUCCCCUGCCAAGAUAAGUGGAUUAAAAAAAAAGUAAAAUAAUAAUGAAUAGUAAAGGAUGUAACAAAUUGGUACUUAAGAACAGAUAGGAAAGUUUCACCUUUCAACUGGAGCAUAAGAUUUUAAGAGUACUUAUUAUGAUUAGUCUGGAUCUAAAAAUUCAUUCUUGUCUCCAUAGGGUAGAACCAAUUAAGACAGUUAAUUAAGAUCAGGAUCAUUGACAUCUAAAUUUUAUCCAGAAAGAGGGUACUAGAUAGUAUUCAUUAAAAAGCACAUAGCUCAGUAAUGCUGUCCCUAUUUAACGAUUAGUUGAGAUACAAAAUUUAUUAGAAUUGACUCCUGCAAGUGAACUUUAAACAUUACCAAGAAAGUAAUUAAAUUUAAUAAAAAUUAGUUAUUUGGAUGAACUUUAAAGAGUAGCAAGUUCAAUAUAAAGAAAUUUGAAGCAUCAUAAUGACAUUCGCUUAAAAUAGUGAAAAUAUCAUAUUUUAAUAAACAAAAUUAAUUUUUUU